UGAACAUUUCAUUUGACUUCCUGACUGGCCUUUGACGGGAAUCUACUUGAGUCGUUAGCUAAAGGCAUGGCACCGCAAAAGCCUCGCUCCCCAAUUUCCUUUCGCCGGGCUCGACCCGAUGCCAGCAAUACCGAUUCACAUCCGUCGGGUUCGAUACCACCCUAUUUGAUGCAGCAGCCCCAAUUCGGAACCAACCCGCAGUUCUCUCAAAGUCCGCAGUAUUCGGCAGGCCCUUUAGCUGCACAACCACAGCAGUAUGCAAUGACAGGUGUGCCGCCGCAGAUGCAGCAUAUGUACGCUCAAGCGCCUCAGCAGUUUGGGGGGCAACAUCAAAGCUAUAUGCAGCACCCGCAGCAGCAGCAGCAGCGCAGUCCGUCAUCAUCAAUGCUACCGCAGCAUGGACAUCAUGGCGUUGUACAAUCGUAUUCUCAACAGCAUCGUCAACAGCAAGCUUUCCAACAGCAGCAGCAACAACAACAACUCUUUAUGGAGCAGCAACAACGAAUGAUGAUGCAAAUGCACAUUCAACAGCAACAGCAGCUGCAACAGCAACAUCAGCCGCAGAGCGCACCAGGUGGCGGUGCACCCGUGUGGUUCCAGCAGCUGCAACAUCCCAUGCCGAUGCAAGCGGGACAAACACCGCAAAUGCCACCGCAUUCGUUCCCAGCAGGGGCGAAUGUGGGGUAUGACGGUUCACCACAAUCAUCACCGCGCAAAGCCGCUGCGAAAGUACAAUCCCGGCGCCAAAUGCUCUCUACAAUCCCUGAACCGGCGGCGGCACCGCCACAACCACCAUAUUCUCAAAUGCACCCGGGAUAUCCGCCAGCUUCCUUCUCGCAACCCAUGCACUCCCAGAUACCCAUUCCUUACCAGCAGUCACAAGCACAGUCAGCAUUAUCGCAGCAAUUUCCGGCAUCAAUAUCAACACAGCAGCCCCAUACCCGCUCCCAUUCCCAACCUCUACCGGCUCGCACAAAACGGCGUGAUCCUACCUCCGCCGCCGCCCCAUCCACUCGCCCCGACAUUCUCUCCAAAGCGUACACCCUAACACCCAAACCCGAGCAGAAAGCUCCCAUGACGACGGAAGAGCGGUAUGCGACGUACCGCGCCGGCCCAGGAUCAGAGGAUCGAGGAAAAGUCGACUAUACGCCGUACUCGCUGAAUGAUUGGGAGAAUUUGAAGAAGAGGGAUAGCGAGAUGAAGAUGCCAAGGGGGACGGGGCCGCGGAGGGAGGAUGAGGACUUCAAGAAGGCUCAAUCCAAGAUGUAUCGAAGACUGGAAUAUGGAGAAAAGAUUCAUCAACUGCGAGAAGAGGCGAUAAGCGGGAGUACGACCUCAUCCUGGACCAGAUACUCCUCCUAGCCGUUUCACCGAUUUCACCAUGUGAGCGGACAUCAACCCGUGUAUGUCCAAAGUUUGUAAUUCUAAUUGCUAUAUGACUAUUCGUACUCUAAUGAAAAGUGUACGCCGCUCGUCUUCUGAAUCCGCGGUGCAGCGGAGAUCUUCGUACUCUUACUCCUGUUCCGCCAUUGUCCG
Molecule: messenger RNA, 1536 nt
Organism: Fimicolochytrium jonesii
Lineage: Eukaryota; Fungi; Chytridiomycota; Chytridiomycetes; Spizellomycetales; Powellomycetaceae
Exons: 3
Coding region: 67-1362 (431 amino acids)
Source: RefSeq, a predicted model, not a curated record